AUGUGCGAGGCUACCCCCACGACGACGCGCCGCAGCGGCUUGAGCCGGUUGAUGGCUCACCGAAGCCAGCACCGCCGUGAUCGUCAGACCCGCAAAGUUCAACAGCUUGUGGACCGAGCGGACCACAGCCUGGCCAAGUCGCCCGCCCCGCUGCCGGCCACGUCUUCACGCACCUCAUCCUUUAUCAGUGACGAGGCAGAGUUGCCUGCCCGGCGUGGUGCCAAGCGUCGCCGCAGCUCUUGGUUCAGUCUGAUGCGCCUACCCUUUGCAGGCUGUGCCACCUGCCGAACCGCCGAGCCCACCAACCCCAUUGAAGACCUCAUGUCUGAUUGGUGGCAAGAACAGCGCAUCACGGCCCUGCUGUCAACCACCAUGCCGCCGCAGGAGCCCUCGCCCAAGCACCUCGCUGACCGUCCAGCUCCCCCUGCCCUGAGCCGGAGCCGAGGCAGCUUUGACCUUCAGCUUGCCGCCCUCAACUUGACCAUCCCCAUGCACACCCCAGACAGCACCGACACAGAUAUGGUGGCGGAACCUGCGGUCCAACCCCACAGCGACGAAGCUCGCCUGGCAGCGGAACCACCAGCAGAAAUGGUACCGAAUGCGACAAACACCCCCGUGUCACCAGUGUCAUCAUCCUCGGUCCCACGCCGCCGUCGUUGUUCCUCGGAGACGCCGUCGCUCUGCAAGAUUGUCGAGGAACCAUGUGAAAUCAACACGGCCGCUUUACCAGCCGCAUCGUCAGCACCUCCCUACCUGCACAGCACCAGCCUGAACCAGCUCGCAACGGCACGCUUUUCUUUACACGAGAAGAUUCAGCGAUGGGUGUCAGACCCAGACUUGGGAACCGUCCGCAGCGGACCGGGUGCUUCGUCUGAGGUGCCGAUCAUGCCCACGCAUGACGACGACCAUCUGAGCCCCCGUGGCCCCACCUCCACAACGUCGAUGCAACAACCCCCAAUCAUGCCUACCGCUGCCUCGCCCGACACCACCGCCAGUGCUCCCCCCGCCUUGGCGACUGCACCAAAGGACAUGCCUGCACCGGCUGCCAGCAAGGCGCCAGGUGCCUCAGCUGACGAGGAGAAGCGUCAGCGAGAGUUGCUGGAACAGCGCGAGCGGGAGAUGCUGGAGCAGGCUCGCCAAGAGAAGGAAGCACGUGAAGCCGAAGAGAAGCGCCAACAGGAGAGCCAAGCCAAAAAGGACGAACUGACGGUGCGGAUUUUUACACCAGCAAUCGCCAUGUCCCUGGAUCAUUCUAUUUGCGUCUCGCAAACCACCUUUGCUAUCUCACAUCGGGAUGUGGAUGUCUUUGCCCGCUGAUGUCGUAGAACAACCUGGAGACGCUUCGCAAAGAGGCGGCCGGGAUCGAGUCCCAAAUUGCCUCGGCACCAAACCCCAUUCUCAAAAAACGUUUUCAAGCCUCGCUUACCAAAAAGCAGGAUGAGAUUGUUGCUGCCCAGGCCAAGCUCGAUGCGCUGUCCUCGUAAACGUGGAUGCUUGUGGCAAAGGUCUUUAUGCGAGCAAGCGUUGAAACGGAGCAAUCUUACCCUAAACAAGCACAUUUGGAUACAGAUAGAUAGAGAGCGCUACCCAUGCCUGUGAUGGGUAAUUUGAGACUGGGGCGAUCCAUGGCAUUGGUCGCAGGAAAAA
Molecule: messenger RNA, 1647 nt
Organism: Monosiga brevicollis MX1
Lineage: Eukaryota; Choanoflagellata; Craspedida; Salpingoecidae
Exons: 3
Coding region: 1-1317 (438 amino acids)
Source: RefSeq, a predicted model, not a curated record